GUUAUUCGAAGUUCACGGCACAUUUUGAACCCAAAUAAUCAUCUGAUUUUGCAGGUUUUGAGUUGAAAAAAUACCACUUUGCAUGGUGGAUCAGUAGAAGGAUAUCCCGAGAUUCGUUUUCGGCUGGUGUGAUGGCGAAUAGAGUUGUAGGAGGGUCUCUACGGGCCUCAUCGGGGUCCCGUUUGAGCGGAGCUGGAAUGCUUGGCCGUGGCCAUAUGCACGGAUUACUGCGGGAGUUCAAAACUUUGUACGAAAAUAAACUCCGCAAACUCGAUGAUGCCGGUCAAGUGGAUGAAGAUUCUCAAAGGAUGCGAGUACGUAUCUUACAGUCGUAUGUGGAUGACUUGUCGGAACAGAACGAGGUGCUUGUACAGACGGUGGAAGAGCUUGAGAAAGAAGCCAAUGAUCGGGUUGCGCUGCUUGAAUCAAAAUUACAGAAAACUGCUUCCUCAGUGAAGGACUAUAUGACUAAAGCUCGGGAUUAUGAACAGGAAUUGAGAAAUUACGAAGCAGACCGAGCUAAUGCUGAAGAUAUAAUCAGGGAAUAUGAAGAUAAACUAGAAAAAUAUGAUGAGGAGAACGGUUUACUUCGGGAAGAGAACUCCUGUAUUCGCCAUGACGUCAAUACUCUUAUCACAGUCAUCAGUUGUGCUAGGGCCACGGGAAGGUGGGAGAUUGACUCCGUAGACUUCAAACAACUCGCAUUUGAACAAGUAUUUGGACCUGUAUUUGAAAUUGCCAAAACUAAAACUCCUGAAGCGAUCCUGGAGCAACAUAUCUCUGAGCUUAAGAACCAGGUGGUUCAGAGGGACCAGCUGAUAGAGAAACUACAGGGAGAUUUGAGGAGUCUGUCCGAGGAACAUUUACAGUUACAAAGCAAGAUGCCAAGCUCCAUGGAUUCAAGCCGUCCAGGUUUCGGUGACCUAUCACCUAAUCAUUUUGACCCUCUUGGAGGUGGUGACACCAUCGACACCGAUAUCACUGUGAUGAGACUGAGAUCUGAUCUUGCCCUGGCCAAACAGAGAGCGGAGGAAUAUCUCAUGGAGGUUCAGAAUAAGGAUCGUAAGUGCUCAUCCCUGCAGAUCCAGAUCACAGACCUGCACAGUGAGAUUGCCCUGAAAGAUGCCGAGAACAGCAACCAUUUACAGUCAAUGAAAGUCUUGCAGGAUAAACUCAGGCAGAGUACUCAGGAGUGUUUCCGACAGGUAGCCAAGUGUGAAGAUGCCAUCCGCAGCCUGAAGGGCGAGUUGAAUGGGGUCAAGGACGAACACAUGAGGUCACGACAUGAUGUUUCCCAGUAUGAACGAAGGAUCCGUGGUUUAGAGAAUGACCUAAAGGAGGCAGAGGAGGAGCGCCAGAGAACAUUUGAUGAGAUCGGCAAUCUUCAACCACGUAUCAGGGAAGGUCAGCAGUCAAACCAGGACCAUCACCAGAUCCUCAAGUCAGAGCUCGAGCGCCGGGAUGAGACCAUACAAACACUGCGUAGAGAGGUGCUCAAGCUUCAGGAGAAGAGGGACCGCAUUGUGUCUGAGCUGGAUGAGACCGAGCGACAUAUGCAUGACAUGGAAGUGGAGCGAGAUCGCUUUAAGGAAGAGCUCCAUGGUGUUGAAUCUCACGCCCAUAGCAUCAUCUCCGAACUUGAAACCACCAAACGUCAACUUGAGGAAACAAAGGCUGAGGCCAAUGCACGUUCCAAGGACUUUAUCCGCCUGGAGACGGAUUACCAAUCGGUCAAGGCUGCACAUGCAGACUCCCUUGCACAGGUUCAAAAGUUGACCACCAGCCUGCAGAAGUUACAGAUCUCAUCGAAAGAGACAAGAGAUGCACUUACAGCUGAGGUUGCCGAGCGCCACGACACUGUCGUGAAACUGAAAGCAGACGUGAAAACCUUCGAAGACAAACACCAUGACGUGCUGGCGACUGUGAACCAUCGUGGGGACGUCAUCAAACAGCUACGGGAUGAGAUCAAAGAGGCAAACACGCAGGCCAAGGAAUACCAGGAGCAUUUACAGCACAAAGAUCGCGAACUCGCAGCAAUAUCGAUGAAAUAUCAGGAACAACUCAACGAGAUUGACCGCCUCCAGACACGCAUCCAAGAACAGGAACUGACCAACAGUCAGCAAGAGACAAUAUUCAAGACGGAGGCAUCUGAUCUCAAGGAGCAAAUCGACAGGCUGACGAUGGACGUCAAUAUAUUACAUGACAAGUUAGACCAGUCGCAGAGUCAGGUGGCGUCGCGUGAAGAUGUCAUCAGCAACCUUAAGAUGGAGCUACGAGAUGACCAAGAUUGUCUCCUAAAGCGUGAGGUUUCCACUCAGAGAUUGGAGAAGGAACUUUCGAAGGAACGCGAGUUGAACAGGAAGCUGAGUGAAGAGCUGUCAAGAUUGGAGAUCACCCUGCACCAGACGGAAGACGACCUCCAGGCAACGCGGACACAUUACAAGGCAGCCGUGGAGGAUAAUGGCCGACUAGAGGCUCGCAUUCAGGCGUUCGCCAUCAAUGCGCAGAGUGAACAAGACUGUCUCACAGAUGAGAGUGCUUGUAAGAAGUUACAGCAGGUUCAAAAUCGCGAGCAGACGAUCCACCAGUUGAAGCUUGAGCAGAUGAACCUGAGGGAAUGCCUGAGUAAAGCAGAAGAGAAGAUCUCCCAACAAGAGAGAGAGGUCGACCACCUUAAUCUACAGAAACGAACGGCAGCUGCUGAGAGUGAGGCCAAAAAUGAAGCGAUCAGAAAUGUCGAGGCGCAGCUGAAGGAUUGUAAGGAGAAGUCUGCUGGGCAGAUGGAGGACAUCAGCCGCCUCGAGGAUCAGAUCAGGGAGCUUGGUAUGGAGAUCUCACGGUAUCAAGCCGUCGAAGAGAACUUGACCCAUAAUAUUAAAAUGAAGGAGGAGCUUAUCGACCAAGUGAAGGCUGAUGCCGAUCUCCUCAAGAGACAGCAUCGGGAACUCGUGGUCAAACUGCAGCACCGUGACGAGAUGCUGCAGAAACUGAGCGCUGAGACUAACAAGAUACGCCAGAAGAACCAUGACAAGUCACAAGAGCUCCAUAAACAGUCCGAGACCAUCAAGCGACUCCAGGACGCUCUCACCCAGUCUCAGAUUGACCUUGAGGACACCAAGAGGCGAGCAGACGACGAGAUCAACCAGAGGGAGGAGAGCAUCAAACAGCUGCAGGAAGAUCUUGUUGAGUCACAGACCCAAUACUCAGCUUGUUAUGAUGAGGUGAUCCGUCAAGAGGACUUCAUCGAGAAACUGAAAACAGAAAACUCGGAACUGAAUGAGUUGGUACAGCAGCUUCAGUCCGAUAUGCUCAGGAUUCAAGAUAAGGUCCACCAUGUGGAGCUCGAGUUGACCAUAUCUCAAGAAAAACACAGGACGUGCCAGAAAGAAGUGAACAACCGAGAUCAGAACAUUGUCAAGAUCAAGACUGAGUUGGACACAGCUCAACAGAAAUACAAUGGUGCUCUUGAAGAGUUGACAAUCCGUGACACAGAAGUUCAGCGGUUGAACACGCGGCUGAAGGAAUGUCAGAGUGAGAUUCGUCAGAUGUUGUCGCAGCUUGAACUCAAGGAGGAAAAGAACAACAACAGCGAGAAGACGAUCGCUCAGCUUCACCACGACCACCAGAUCUCUCUCCAGGAGAUCAAGAAUCACAUGAAGACCAUCGACCAGAUCAAGGCCGACCUCCAGAUGGCUCGUACGUCCCACACAGAAGAGGUGGCGCGCUAUCAACAGGAUAUCCAGAUAUUGCAAGAGGAAGCGGAGGCGGUCAGGAAUGAGCUGCGAGAUCAGCAUCACGUGUGUGCAGAUCAGAGGGCGGCCAUCGAUGCCAUGCAGGAGGAGAUAGGGAGGUCAAGGGCACAACUUGAGCUAUCUGACUCUGAGAUGGCUCGUCACCAAGACACGAUGCGUCACCAAGACAUGGCCCUGACCGAGUCACGCCAGCGGAUCAUGAUCCUCGAAGACCAGAGUGAACAACAGAAAGAAGUGGUGAUGAAGCUGGAGGAAGGUCUCAACAACUAUAAACAGAAGUAUAACCAGAUGUCGCACCAGCUGGUCCAUCUUGAGGAGACGGUGAAGAAUCUGCAGGAGAGGCUGUCAGAGGGAAGGAGUCGGGAAAUAGAUGCGGAUUCAUGUAUCGAGAAACAGCAAUUAGAACUGGAGAACUUCUCCAAACAGCUGGAGGACAAGGUGCAUCAGAUUGCACACUGUGAAGACAUCAUUGAACAGUUAACGAACGAGUUGAAUCUCUCCCAGGAUGAGUUGCGCAAGACGUACGAAAGACUCGGCAAGGCUGAGGACGCUGUUGUUGAUCUCAAAGACAAACUGGAGGAAAGGCAUAGAGAGGAGGAUUACCUUAGGGGACGAUUGGGUAUAAGGCAACGGUACAAAUACCCAGUCAGUCAGAGUGCCGCUCAGUUUGAAGACAAGGCGAAGCUGAAUCACAGUGACCUUGUGCGGUAUAAGGAGCACCAUCAUCAUCCGGAUUCUGAGUACAAAGAGAAAGAGGAACACAUCCAGCAGCUUGAGUACGAUGUGAUGGAUGUGAGGAGUCAGUUGGAUAUUAAGACCCAUCAAGUCUCUGACCUCACUGAACACAUCAACGCUCUCAAGGUGGAGCUGGCUGGUCUCAGGGAACAGAAGAAUAGCGCUGCCAAAGAGAUCUCGCGCAUGGAGAAUAGCCUCCAGCAGCUCCAGAUGAACAUGGCCUCCAGUCAACAGCGACACAAGACGGAGGUGUCCAAGCUGGAGGAGCAGGUGCGAUCACUCGAUACGGAGCUACUCAACACCAAGAACCAUAACCAGGCGCUCGAGCAGGACGUGAAUGUGAGGAAUGAGCAACUCCGCCGUGGUGACCUUGACACAAAGACGCUCAAGGAGGACAUCAAUGCUAAAGUCGAUGAGAUUGAAAAGUUAGAGAGCAACAUUAGAGAUCUGAAGAUGGACAUACACAACGUGAAGAAAGACCAUCGCCUCGCAGAGAAUCAGGUCACUGAACAGAAACAAACCAUCGAUCAUCUGCGGAACGAAAUCUCUGAAGCCAGGAACCAGUUCAGGGAGUGUGCUCAGGAGCUCGCCCACCAUGAGGAGAAACUCAUGCUAAUGGAGCAGAGCCUAAUGACAACACAGGAACAACUCAGCAACAGCGUGACAGACGUCGUACGGCACGAGCAGACGAACAGGAAGGCGCAGACGGAAAUCAAAACAUUGAAAGAACGAUUGGAGAGCGCUGAAGAUGAGCUCGCAACACAGAAGUCACUGAUCGAUAAACUGCGCAAGGAUCUGAUUAGUACGAAGGAGGAGACCCACAAUGCAGUGCAGGAGGGCCUGGCGUACAAACAGCAGGCGCAUAAAUUAGAGGUGGAGCUUGAUGGUGCUAAGCAACAGGAAAAGAUGCUGUCUGAUCAGGUUGAGCAGCAGGAUCUCCUCCUGACGCAGCUCCAGACUGAACUCCGUGCUGAGCGCAAUCGACAACAAGACGUCAGCAAACAGCUGGUGCAGAGUAAGAAACUUGUCGGGGAACUCCAGAGUGAUAUUGACCAAUAUCAGAAACAGGUCAGAGAGUUGUCUAGUAAGCUGAAGGACCGAGAAGACCAAUGUCUUGCCCUCCGAGAAGAGAUCGAGAUCAUGCAACAGAAGAUGCGAUCACUGAAGGAAGACUUAGCCGAUCGAGAUGGUCAGUUGCGUGUCGCUAAGAUGAACCUCGUCACGGCACAGAAGCAGAGUGAACAUCACGCGCAGGAGGUGGAGAGAUAUGAGGAGACUUUGGUCCAGCUCCAGGGAGACAUCGCUAAAAGCCAGGACAUGUAUAAACAAACACACGCUGAGCUUCAAGCCAAGCAUCAGGCAGUACAGGACCUGAAGGUUCAACUGAGCACAGUGCAAGGCCACCACAAGGAGGCCAUGGAGCAGUUGUCUGAGCGCUCCAAACAGGUGGCCACUCAGAGAUCAGAGUUAUCACGGAUUCAGCAACAAAACAACUCUAUGGCUGAAGAGAUUGCAGCGUAUGAGGACAAGAUGAGAAAAUUACGGUCAGAGCUGAAAAAAGUGCAAGACUUGAACCGGGCAUCUGAAGAUGAGCUUCACAUCUAUGAAGACCGGCUCCACGGCCUGCAGGAGGAGAUUGUCAGUGCUCAGAAUCGUCACAAGCAGAGUCUCCAGGAGCUCUCGAUACGAGAGGAGGAAGUCAUGCUGAUGAAAGUGGAGUUGAACUCGUUGCAGGAGAAAUACAGGAACAGAAUUGAAGAUAGCGACCGCCUCAAAGACGAAAUUGAGUUGCAGAAACAGAAGUACCACAAUGCAGCUGAAGAGAUGCAGAAUCUGCGGGUAGCUCUGGAUGAGGCAAGAUGCAACGGUGACCGCCUUCACCGUGAAAGUGAGAUGGUCGUGCAGAAUGUCAAUACGUGGGUUCACGAGCAAAAGCAAGCAAAUGAAAAGUUGGGAACCAAAAUCCGGGAUCAGAGCAAAGCCAUCAUGGCGUUGACCACAGAGAAAGAGCAUUUAAUGGACCAAGUGGCCACUCUCCAGAAGCAGAACAACCGGUUUAAGAAUGAGUUGGAUGACCGCAGGAUCGAUUCAGAGAAGCUGAAGGCACUUCAGAGUCACUCGUCUCAUCAGCAGAUGCUGCUCAAUCAGCUCAAGAACAGACUGGAGGAGCAUGAAAACGAGCAAGAUUACGAACUAAAAGACAAACUUGCCACCAUUGAAGAUCUCCAUCAACGUUUAACACUUAACGUCAGCAAUGUUCAGCAUUUAAACCAGCAACUGAGUGCGCUACAGAAAGACAACAUGCGUUCACGGGCCGAGCUUGAGCGAGAGACAGCACAGCGACAGAGUCUACAGCUACAGCUCGAGAGCAAGGAAGAACUGAUUAAAAGCUUGAAGAGUCAGAUGGAAUCACGGGCUUAUCAGCUGCUGCUGGACCAAGGAAGAGAUGUGGAGGCGUCUGAUGGCUCAAGGUCACCAACCAAAGGCUUAGAAUCGGAGAAGCUGCGGUCUGUGAUUACGAAUGCUAUGGAGGAGUCUGGUGUGAAUGACCCUUCAUCGUUGGACAAAUCUUACUGGAUACAGAGAGUAGGAGAGUUAUCCAUCCAACUCCAGCAGAGCAGCGAAUACUGGUCCGAUAAAGUGCGCUCCCUAUCUAUGCAGUUAGAACGUCUUCGAUCACUCUCACCAAGAGCCUUAUCACCGAAAAUCUCACCAAAAACAUGAACAAUUCAUAAAGAAAGGGGAAGAGACAAGUUGUGUCCCGUGAUUGGGGCAGACGGAAAGACUGGAUGGGUCAUCUGACCCAGGACGAUUGCUCAUAUGUAAACAAGUUGAAGUCAUGAAGUCACUUCAGCUCUGUUGAGGACAUCAGAGGGUUAAAGAUAUGUUCAAACAACUUUGGAGAUAUGCUAAUGAUAUGUUUGAUUUCAUGAAGCAUGGAGGAUGUAACACAGUACUCAAUAUUUUAAAAUGUAUAAGAAUUCCAGUCCGGUGUGAAAUAUGUACAAUCGUUACAAAGUAUUUUUUUACAUUUUGGCUUCUCUCCCAGUGGAACUAUUUUUCUGGGAUGAUUAUACCGGCUGGAGACGUUCCCAAAAACCUUAUCUGAUAUACACCGGGAAGAAGUCGUUCCUAAUUUACCUUCUCCGAUAAAAUCUUUUGUAAAUGUUUUGCUCAAAACAAACCGUCCAAAUUCUCGACAUUCCAAAUCCAUGCGUCCAUUUUACAAUCCUCUCCAUUCAACUCGUAAGUUAAGCAAAACAGAUUUUUUUGUGGUGAAGUCUAUUAUGUUUGGUGUAAAGGCCUAGGGCUGGUUUAGCAUUUCUAUGUAUCGGAUCAAAGGUGGCAGCUAAAGUCUUGUCCCGUCUGUGCCCACGGUUCAUCCCAUGGUGGCAGUCUUUUUACUCUUUGUGGUGGCGUAUCGCUCCUUCAGUUCCACAGUCAAAUACAUUAAGGUUAGGAUCGUAGCUGAGCUGUCUAGGUGUGCAUCAGAGAUAGUAAACUGUGAGGUAAGGUGGGGAGAAGCUGUCCACCUCCCAUUGCAUCUUGACCCUCAAGUUUUGGACUUUACUGAGCCAUCUUGGACUUGGUUGCAGAGUAAUCAACAGAUGCAAUACCUCUGAAAGCUCGGGAUGCUUCCAUUGUUUGCUAUUCACAUACACAAGAAUUGUGAAUAGACGCGCAAUAGAAGGGUUAGCUUUACUGUAUAUGAACUUGAAAAAGUUUUGGUCCUCUCUGUCCUCUGUGGCUACUGAAUGGGUUACAAAAUUUCGCUUUCGCUUUAUUGCCACUUGUUUCGCUUGUAAAAAGGCUUGCUUCAUCUUGGGGAUGGUAGACUCCAGAUUGCUUUUAAGAAGGGAUCUGAAUGCUGAAGAUAACCAUGCCAUGUCUCCUUAGACAUGAUGUCUGUCUAGCACCUAAACACUAGAAAAUAGGGAGUAAUUACUCUUUAGUAUGGAAAAUAUUCUUGAGAAGAUUUACCUGAACCUAAAAUUUGUAUAUUUGCUGUAUUUAGCAGUUGACUAUUUUAUGGGAGAACCUAAUAUUUAUUGAAUUCCCCACUGUGUAUAUUUAAGAAAUGAUAUGAAAGACAGGAGCUGGGCUCUACAAUGUAAAUAGUGGUAUGAAGAAUGUUUGGAAAUCAAUGAUGAAAAAAUAUGGUUGUGCAUUUCUGUGAAAUUGUCCUCAUCAAAAGAUUGAGUGAACACAUUAUGCUUCAAUAUUUAAUUUUUUGAGGGGGUGGAGAGUCAUUAUAUUAAGAUAUGGGUUGUAGGUUUACCUGUUGACUGUUGUGCCAAGUGGUUGACCUUUGAACUUGAACAUGUGACUUGAUCAAGGGAUCUGUUGUAGCAUGGAAUAUAAAACUCCGCGAAAGAUCAUGGUUUAUUUGCCAUUUGCAUAUUCACAUAUCAAGAGCAUAUUUUUAUCUGUAUCAGUUGUAUAAUAUGAGCAUGCAUUUACAAUUUUACUAUGGCAAUGGCCUUCCAAUGCUUUUAUAGCAUUGAGAGCAUUUUCAUCUGCGGUAGAUUAGAUUUAAUACAUGUGCCAUCUGAAGCACAACUUGUGACUACCGACUGCCAAAAUUAUUGUAACAAUAACUAGGUCAAGUAUUAGUAACAAUAUCCAUCACUAUCUUCGGCAAAGUUUCUUUUGUUCCAAUCUCUCAAGUAACUUCCAACUCAUAAUGAAAUGUCUGACAUGAGUCAAUCCAUUACUACGGUUACCAGUAUUAUUGUAUGAUAUUUAAAAAAUGUUUUUUUAGACACUUUAGAAAUGUGUUUCAGACAUGCACGGUACAGAGCCACUCACUGGGGCAGUGUUGCACUGCCAGGAACUUAAUCCAUGUGGACUCCAUCUACUCUGUUAUAAUGUUUGCCGAUAAGAAUUGGUUGUUGCUGAAUGCAAUUACGAAGAUCACCCUGCUAAGUUUUAUUGUCAGCUCUCAAAACUAGCAAAAGCAGAAGAAACCUCGCUUUUGUUUGUUAGCUACAAAAUAGUCUGACAACUAAUCAAUUUUCUACUAUAACAAGCAAUUUUAACUCAUGCCCUUUCAAGACUUUAUAACACAGUAGUCGGAUUAAACAGAUUUUUUUAUUUUAUCUAAUACUAUGUUAUCUAUAAUCUUAUUUCAUACUUAGAUGUUUAGUUUAACGUUAUUGGCGUGUGUAUUUUAUAGAUGUCUUAGCACAAGCUAGACUUGUGGCAACUUGGGGCGUAGAUCAUGUUUUAUUUGGCUGCUUAGAAAACUAGUGCAUUUAGCUUUAGUCUUGAUUUAUCUGCUGCGCCGACUGUCAAACCUGCCAACAUUUUAUGCAGAGAAGAUGCUAUAGUGUAUCAUUAGGCUUGGGUCUUAAACCUCAUGGGUAUUUGCUAUAUUUCCUUGCUUAUUCCCCUAAAAUCUCCUGAAUAUAAUGGGUAACUUCAGUGUGGAAAAUGCUACAUUAUGUUUUAUCAGAGCUUCUAAAACUCAGAAAUUGCAAUGGUGGUGAGUUAGAGCCUAGUACCUUUAUUUGACUUAGCAACGAUAAACGCUUGUGUACCAACAACUGCACACCAUACAGCUCAUCUUGUAGGUGGUUUCAAUCUUUGGAGCUUUUCCUGACAAUAAAUGCAUCCAAAUUUACUGAAUAAGGAAGGUCCGCUAAGCUUGGAUUCAGUUGAGAACUUAAUUUAUUAUCACGAAUACUGUUGAUGUCGACUCUGCCUGGAAUGAAAGUUGUGUUUGUCUCUUUUGACAGUUGGUCAGUGUAAAACAUCAUGGAUGUUGUAUAUGAUAAUACAAGACAAUAAAUAUU
Messenger RNA from Lineus longissimus, 10282 nucleotides. RefSeq lists its product as uncharacterized. The coding region runs from base 132 to 7211 and encodes 2359 amino acids. Lineage: Eukaryota; Metazoa; Nemertea; Pilidiophora; Heteronemertea; Lineidae. Gene Ontology annotation, biological process: spermatogenesis. The record is from RefSeq and is a predicted model, not a curated record. The transcript is spliced from 43 exons.